AUAAACGGUCAACCUAUCCAAAUUUCUAUGAAAAAUAUUCCCCAAUAGAUCGUUCAAGAUCGUUUAUUAGUGUGCAUUUAAAUCAGCAGUCAAUAAUAUCCGAUCCUAAAACUGGUGCACGAAAAUCUCCAAUUGCUCAAAAGUUCACUGACGAAUCUCGUGUACAAACAGUCAAAGACAUUUUUGAAUAUGGUUUAAAUAAUUCGAGGUCUAAUCGGUGUCUGGGGAAACGACCGUCUUUCAAUGAUCCAUACUCGUGGCUAACUUAUGAUGAAGUUGAUGAGCGAAUAAGGGCUAUCGGGUCGGCACUCUCAGAAAUUGUGAAACUUAAACAUGACUGUGAAAAUUUUGUCGGGAUUUAUGCACCAAAUUCACCAGAGUGGGUUAUUAUGCAGCAUGCAUGUGCAGCAUAUUCUUAUACCAUAGUACCUUUGUAUCCAACUCUCGGUGAUGAAGCUUUGCAACAUAUUCUAUCGCAAACGAAAAUGAACUGCGUGCUGUGUGCUUCAGGACGUGAAGCUCUUCAUUUAAUGGACAAAUUUGAAUCUUCCCUUGAAAUUUUAAUUAUUAUUGCAAAUGAUUCUAAAUUUGAAGAAGUUAAAUCUCGUUAUAGUUCGAAAGUUUCAAUUUACUUGUUUGAAGAAUUAAUGAAACUGGGGCUGAAUAAACUUUUACCGAAAAAAAACCCGUUACCAACAGACCUUUAUAUGAUUUCCUACACUAGUGGAAGUACUGGUUUGCCCAAAGGAGUUUUGAUUAGGCACAAAGAACUUACACAUUCCACAAUUUCGCUUCAUGAAUCCACUGAAUUCAAGAUUGUCACUUCUAAUUCAGUACAUCUCUCAUAUCUCCCACUAGCACAUAUUAUGGAACAAGUAGCAAUGUCUUCUCAUAUUCUUAUGGGAGCUUGUUCGGGAUUUCUAACAGAAUCUAUUGAUGGUCUACUGGAUGAUGCUCAUAUUUUGAGACCAACUUCACUGGUUGUAGUUCCACGUGUACUUUCUCGUUUGUACACAAAAUAUCAAAGUGCAUUGGGUGAUUCUGUAAUGAAAAAGCAACUUUAUAAUUACAUUGUGAAGAAAAAAUUAGCUGAACAAAAACG
Molecule: messenger RNA, 1102 nt
Organism: Schistosoma spindalis
Lineage: Eukaryota; Metazoa; Platyhelminthes; Trematoda; Strigeidida; Schistosomatidae
Source: the annotation of a GenBank genome assembly